AUGGCCGUCCGAAGAGCCUACCGCCGGUAUCACUGGCCCGAACUCCAACUCAACUUCUGGCUCCUCAUCGUCCUCGCUUCCUCAUGUGUCAAUCUCGGUAUCUUCGCCUGGUUAAUGGCUGUGCAAUCGCAGCUCAAGCUCGGAACUCCAUGGCUCUUCCCCUUCAUGGUCGUCUCCGGCGCUCUCGGAAUAUUCUUCAUAGCCCUAAUCCUAAUCCUGGCCAUGCAGCGCUUCCUCCUCCCCGGGAUCAUCAUCGUGGGGAGUUUCGUGCUCUUCGUACUAUGGUUAACCGGUCUUGUUGAGACGGCGCUGCAGUUGUACGGUGUUGUGGGGAGCGUAAAUGAUAGUUGUAAGAAUUGGGUUGAGGGGAAUGGGAUUCAUGGGGAGAGUAUUGAGGCGUUGGCGUGGCUGACGCAGAUCACUAUUUGCAAUUGUUGGAAAACGGCGUUUGCGUUUGAGUUGAUUGGGGUGAUUUUCUUUUUGUGGAUGAUAAUUAUGUCGUGGCGAGUGCAUCGCGAUGUUGCUUGA
Messenger RNA from Aspergillus chevalieri, 528 nucleotides. RefSeq lists its product as uncharacterized. The coding region runs from base 1 to 528 and encodes 175 amino acids. Lineage: Eukaryota; Fungi; Ascomycota; Eurotiomycetes; Eurotiales; Aspergillaceae. The record is from RefSeq and is a predicted model, not a curated record. The transcript has 3 exons.